Molecule: messenger RNA, 3624 nt
Organism: Leishmania braziliensis MHOM/BR/75/M2904
Lineage: Eukaryota; Euglenozoa; Kinetoplastea; Trypanosomatida; Trypanosomatidae
Exons: 1
Coding region: 1-3624 (1207 amino acids)
Molecular function (GO): protein binding
Source: RefSeq, a predicted model, not a curated record
AUGGACUCCGCUAUUAGUAAGCCGUUUGGGUCCGUGCGAUCGACAUAUUCAUACGAUCGAGUCGUCCGCAGCAGUCGUCAAGCCUCCUCCUCGUUCGUUACGAUUAAUCAGAAGCGGUUGUGGCGUCCCUCAUCGUCGCUGUUCCAGCCCAUUCUGGAUUACAUGCCGAACUCCGCCCCAUUUGCGCUGGCGGCCGCGAAUCCUUUUCUGCGCCUCUUCGUCGAGCGCAACGUGGAGGGCGGUGGGUUUGUCAUGAGGGACUACCAAGUCACCCCGCUCCUCCUGGGGAAGAACGGGUGCGGUUGUGGUGGCGCCUGCGGGGCGGACGCGCUCGCUCGAGAAAGCAGCAGAGGGGUCGUGAAUGGGAGCUUGUUCGGGGGCUGUGACGCACGCAGGAACCACAUGGCUGCUGAAUACAGCGGCCUCGGUGCGGGCACCAGUGGCAUGGUUGUGGAGGACGACGGUGUCAUUGAAGCCUGGGAUGACGAGGAAGGUGAUGGUGAGAGCUUUCGGGAGGACAACAGCGAACCGCAGCUUGGUACGAGUAUUAGGCUGGCUCGUGUAAUUCCAUUCCAUAUUAGUGGUAUCGGCACACUGCAAGGCCUGAGUCCGUUGUGCAACCACUGCUACCCGUGUGUAGGCGCUCACCGCAGUGUUCCGUCCACAGCACAGGCCGUCAGUUUCUCGCUAAAGUCAAAUGCUGCCGCGGCGGCUGACAUGCACGACCGUGAGUGCCUUUUGGAGUGUUGGCAGAGCGCAGCGCUGGAGUUGUCCAUGUGCGUGAGCGUCACCUGCACGUCAGACGCUGCCCUUUAUUUUGCCACUCUAGGUGCGUGGUGGCUGUCGCGUUACUAUGGUGUCUCACUGCGGCUUCAUCACGCUCACCCGGCACAGGUAGCAACUUUCAAAGCGGCACAGCAUGCGCUUUCCCUAAAAGAAAUCCAGCUGGAGAACUGCAUCGUAUCGGAGGACCUGCUGCAGUGCAUUUCCACGUGCGCUGACCUCCUGUCGCUCUCCAUCAUCUCCUGCUCCGCAUCGCAGCAGAUCACGCUGCAGUGCAUUAAUUCCAUUUUGCGAAAGGGAAGCGGGAUGCGGCCAGCUGGCUUCUCCAAUACAUACGAUACCCCAUCGGACGUCGACGCGACUGACGGGACGGGCAAACAGGACAUACGACAGGGUUUUGCCACGUCACGCCGUAAUGGGUCCUUGGCGAAGAGGAUGUCAACCGACUCCGGCCGUGAUGGGAAGAGCUGGUACCUCUCUGGCACUCGUUCCCUUGGCUCGUUGAAGCAGCUCCGCUGCCUCCACAUUCUUCACACCCCACUGCACGAGACCUUUCUGCAGGCGCUCACCACAUGCUCCUCUCUGGAGUGCCUCAUCCUGCAUCGGUGUCGCGGUGUCCGCUCUCUCGAGCCGUUACGGCGGCUGCGGCAGCUCCAGUCGCUGAGCCUUCACGGUCUUUCCGUCACGGACACGGGUCUCCUGCCGCUUACCAGCUGCACACAGCUGCGGCAGCUAGUACUGGAUGAGUGCCGACAGAUCACCGAUCUCAGCUUUCUCGCGAAUCUGCGCGGCACACUGGAGCGCCUGCUGAUGCCACGGACGCUGCUGUCCAACGCAAACAUGCAGCACAUCGGCCUGUGCGACAAACUUGUCGAGCUACACCUCCAGUCGCUCCGCCAGCUCACAGACAUUGGUGGUUUGAAGAAUCUGACAGCGCUUCGCGUUCUGAACCUGCGUGACAACCUCGUAACCGAUGAGGGCUGUAGUGCGCUGUACUGCAUGCCGAGCCUGCAGCUGCUGAACUUGGCAUCCUGUCGCUGCAUUACCUCUCUUGCCGCGGCACUUAGCACGUCGGGGCGCUGGACGCAGCGACUGUUGUCGCUCGACUUGUCACAGACAAACAUCACCGAUUCUGGUCUGCGGUGCAUUCAGCAGUGCACCAGCUUGCGAUACCUGAACUUGUGUGGCUGCAGUGAACUGAGGCUGCUGCAUUGGCUGAAGAAAAUGUACUCGCUGCGGUGGCUGCACCUUGGUGGAACUUACAUCACGGACGAGGAGACAAAGCGUUACCUUCCCUACGCGCGCAACCUGCGCUUCCUCAGUCUGAGCGGCUGCUCUAACGUGCGGUCCCUCACCUUUGCCGGCAAGCUUCUGCAGCUUGAGUACUUGUGCCUCGACUUUACGGGUGUGGCAGACAAUGAUCUUUCGUACCUGUGCUGGUGUCGAAAAUUGCGCUACCUCUCGCUGCAGUCGUGCGCCCACAUCCGAGACGUGUCACUGCUGUGCGCGCUGCCAGCGCUGCUGGAGCUAAAUGUCUCUCUGACAGCUGUAGGCUCCUCGGUCGGCAGUGCGCUGAGCACAACAUCCGGCGGCAGCGAUGGCCGGAGCACCCCGCACGGCUCGUCUGCACUUCUUUGCUCGGUUGUGAGCCCUGUGUCGGCAGGGUGUAGUUCGUCACCGUCCUCGAUUGGGUCCACGCCAGCUCUGCCAUUAAGCGUUGGUGCCAGCUGCUUCCCCGUCGUGCAGGUGCUGCACAUGAACGGCUGUAGUCGAAUCUCCCGACUUGAGGAGCUGACGAAGUGUUAUCCACAACUGCGCGUGCUUUACGCCGAUCGCAUCUCCGUAAUGCCGCCACCUAGCAUUGGCUUCGGCCUCAUCGGUAUGGAUGAGCGACGGCGCCUCGGUACGACGGUGCGAAGCCGCGGAUUGCUGCAGCACAGGCGCAGCGUGAGCAUAAGCACUGAUGAAGCAGACAGUGAGAGUCCGCCGGCUGCCAACAGGUCGGCGAUGCACCUUGGUGAAGCUCACCAGCAGUACGUGCCGCAGCCCCCGGUUGCACUGCGACCAAGCACCGCGCACGCAGUAGCGUCCCGCCACAAUCCCCAUCACUGUGGGAGUCCGUGUGGAAACAAGCCCCAGGUAAAGAGCCGAUCAGUCUCGCUGCAUCCUCCUGGCCGGUCUGCUCGCGUGAUCCAGCUGAUGCUUCGGCGUAGCUCCCUCACAGAUAUGAUGCUGGAACAGCUAUGUGUUACCUUUGACUGCGUUUCCUCCCUCGACCUAACGAAGUGCACCGAGGUGCAGUGCCUCUCAGGCUUGGAGAAGCUGUACGCGCUCAGGGAGUUGAUACUGACACAAUCCUCCGUUGGCAAUGACGGAGUACGUGUCAUCAGCGCUUGUGACACGCUCGAAGUGCUGCGCCUCACCGAGUGUCGCAGUGUUACCGACGUAUGCUCUCUCGGCAACCUGCGUAAGUUGCGCGUGUUGUGUCUGGCGCGGACACAGUUGACUAACCAAGGGCUCGAGGGCAUUGGACGCUGCCUCGCACUGCAGUACCUAAACUGUGCGGAGUGUCGUUACCUGUCUGACGUCAAUGCGCUCGGCUCUCUAAAGCACCUGAUCGAACUGCACCUCGAGCGUACAGACGUUGACGGCGCUGGGAUUGCGGGAGUGAUGCGGUGCUCAUCAUUGCAGCGGGUCUACUUCACGCGGUGUCAGCGGCUCACUACAAUUGGCGAUGUUCGAGCGUCUUUGCCACAAUUGGAGGUGCUCGACGUCUAUGGCACAUCGAUCCCGACGCGCGUGGCUGGUCAAGGGCAGCAGUUUGCCUGCGCUGCCAUGUAG